ACUGGCAAAAGCAGUGAGAAAAUAGUAGAGAGUGGACGUGCAAAGCAGAAGCAAGAGAAAAAAAGCAAGUUUUUGAACAUAGAAAAGUAUUAAUUCAAAAAGUGCAGAACCAAAAAAACAAAAAAAAAAACACCUAAGAAAGUAAUUACGUUUUUAUUGUGCGAUACAAGAAAAUAAGCCAAUAUGCAAAUUUUCGUGAAGACUUUGACUGGCAAGACCAUCACUUUGGAGGUUGAGCCUUCCGAUACCAUCGAGAAUGUGAAGGCCAAGAUCCAGGACAAGGAGGGAAUUCCCCCAGAUCAGCAGCGUUUGAUUUUCGCCGGAAAGCAGCUGGAGGACGGACGUACUUUGUCCGAUUAUAACAUCCAGAAGGAAUCGACCCUUCACUUGGUCCUGCGUCUUCGUGGAGGCAUGCAGAUCUUCGUGAAGACUCUGACUGGCAAGACCAUCACCUUGGAGGUUGAGCCUUCCGAUACCAUUGAGAAUGUGAAGGCCAAGAUCCAGGACAAGGAAGGAAUCCCCCCAGAUCAGCAGCGUUUGAUCUUCGCCGGAAAGCAGCUGGAGGACGGACGUACUUUGUCCGAUUAUAACAUCCAGAAGGAGUCCACUUUGCAUUUGGUGCUCCGUCUGCGUGGAGGCAUGCAGAUCUUUGUCAAGACCCUCACAGGCAAGACCAUCACUUUGGAGGUCGAGCCUUCCGAUACCAUCGAGAACGUGAAGGCCAAGAUCCAGGACAAGGAGGGAAUCCCCCCAGAUCAGCAGCGUUUGAUCUUCGCCGGAAAGCAGCUGGAAGAUGGACGCACCUUGUCCGACUACAACAUCCAGAAGGAGUCCACUUUGCAUUUGGUGCUCCGUCUCCGUGGAGGCAUGCAGAUCUUCGUUAAGACAUUGACCGGCAAGACCAUCACUUUGGAGGUUGAGCCUUCCGAUACCAUCGAGAAUGUGAAGGCCAAGAUCCAGGACAAGGAAGGAAUCCCCCCAGACCAGCAGCGUUUGAUUUUCGCCGGAAAGCAACUGGAGGACGGACGCACCCUGUCUGACUACAACAUCCAGAAGGAAUCUACCCUUCACUUGGUCCUGCGUCUGCGUGGUGGCAUGCAGAUUUUCGUGAAGACUCUCACUGGCAAAACCAUUACCCUAGAAGUCGAGCCAUCCGACACUAUUGAAAACGUUAAGGCCAAAAUCCAGGACAAGGAGGGCAUUCCCCCAGACCAGCAGCGUUUGAUUUUUGCCGGAAAGCAGUUGGAAGAUGGACGAACCCUGUCCGAUUAUAACAUCCAGAAGGAGUCCACUCUCCACUUGGUGCUCCGUCUCCGUGGAGGCAUGCAGAUCUUCGUUAAGACUUUGACCGGCAAGACCAUCACUUUGGAGGUUGAGCCUUCCGAUACCAUCGAGAAUGUGAAGGCCAAGAUCCAGGACAAGGAGGGAAUUCCCCCAGAUCAGCAGCGUUUGAUUUUCGCCGGAAAGCAGCUGGAGGACGGACGUACUUUGUCCGAUUAUAACAUCCAGAAGGAGUCCACUUUGCAUUUGGUGCUCCGUCUCCGUGGAGGCAUGCAGAUCUUCGUUAAGACUUUGACCGGCAAGACCAUCACUUUGGAGGUUGAGCCUUCCGAUACCAUCGAGAACGUGAAGGCCAAGAUCCAGGACAAGGAGGGAAUCCCCCCAGAUCAGCAGCGUUUGAUUUUCGCCGGAAAGCAGCUGGAGGAUGGACGCACUCUGUCCGACUACAACAUCCAAAAGGAGUCCACUUUGCAUUUGGUUCUGCGUCUGCGUGGAGGCAUGCAGAUCUUUGUCAAGACUCUCACAGGCAAGACCAUCACUUUGGAGGUCGAGCCUUCCGAUACCAUCGAGAAUGUGAAGGCCAAGAUCCAGGACAAGGAAGGAAUCCCCCCAGAUCAGCAGCGUUUGAUCUUCGCCGGAAAGCAGCUGGAGGAUGGACGCACUCUGUCCGACUACAACAUCCAGAAGGAGUCCACUUUGCAUUUGGUCCUGCGUCUGCGUGGUGGCGCUCUCUAGAUUUUCUCAGCACAAUUGUAAUCUCAUAAAAUUGAUCUUGCCAAGGCGUAAGACAAGUAUUCAUUAUAAAUUUUAGUUAAUUGGCUUCAAUGAUAAGCAACAAGUCUAAUCACAACAAAUAUUGGUAUUACAAAAAUAAAUUUUCAAUUUGUGUGUUCAAAAAUAA
Drosophila elegans is the source of this 2182-nucleotide messenger RNA. RefSeq names its product polyubiquitin-C. Gene Ontology annotation, molecular function: ubiquitin protein ligase binding; protein tag activity. Lineage: Eukaryota; Metazoa; Arthropoda; Insecta; Diptera; Drosophilidae. Bases 184 to 2016 code for a protein of 610 amino acids. Gene Ontology annotation, cellular component: cytoplasm; nucleus. The transcript has 2 exons. Gene Ontology annotation, biological process: protein ubiquitination; modification-dependent protein catabolic process. The record is from RefSeq and is a predicted model, not a curated record.